Molecule: messenger RNA, 2932 nt
Organism: Octodon degus (degu)
Lineage: Eukaryota; Metazoa; Chordata; Mammalia; Rodentia; Octodontidae
Gene: Serpine1
Product: serpin family E member 1
Exons: 9
Coding region: 158-1366 (402 amino acids)
Biological process (GO): negative regulation of plasminogen activation; negative regulation of vascular wound healing; negative regulation of endopeptidase activity
Molecular function (GO): serine-type endopeptidase inhibitor activity
Source: RefSeq, a predicted model, not a curated record
GGACACAGCUGUGCCUGGCUCCAGGACCCGAGGCACUGCUGUCUAAGGAGAGCCACACCCCCUCCGCCAGCAGCCCGGAGCUACAGCUCAGCUGCUGCCUAGCAGGACAAACCACCAGUCCCAGUCGCCAGUCGCAGGCACCUUUGAGGACGCCAGGAUGCACGUGUCUCCAGCGCUUGCCUGCCUCAUCCUGGGCCUGGCCCUCAUCUUUGAGGAAGGGUCCACCUUGUACCCUCACGAAUCCCAGGUGGCCCAGCUGGCCACAGACUUCGGAGUGAAGGUGUUCCGGCAGGUGGUACAGACCUCCAAGGACAGCAACCUGGUCUUCUCACCCUUCGGGGUGGCCUCAGUGUUGGCCAUGCUGCAGGCCACGACAAGCGGAGAAACCCGGCAGCAGAUUAAAGCAGCGAUGGGAUUGGACAUUGAUGGGAAGGGCAUGGCCCGCGGUCACCUGCAAGUGUACAAGGAGCUCAUGGGGCCGUGGAACAAAGACCACGUCAGCAUCACUGACGCCAUCUUCGUCCAGAGAGACCUGAAGCUGGCCGAGGGCUUCAUGCCCUACUUCUUCCGACUGUUCAGGACCACGGUCAAGCAGGUGGACUUCACGGAAGUGGAGAGGGCCAGGUUCAUCAUCAGCGACUGGGUGAAGAAGCACACAAAAGAUAUGAUCAGUGACCUGCUUGGCGAGGGGGCAGUGGACCAGCUGACGCGCCUGGUGCUGGUGAACGCUCUCUACUUCAACGGCCAGUGGAAGAUGCCCUUCCCAGAGGCUGCAACCCGGCCCCGCCUCUUCCACAAGUCUGACGGCAGCACUGUCUCAGUGCCCAUGAUGGCGCAGACCAGCAAGUUCAACUACACGGAGUUCCUCACCCCUGACGGCGACUUCUACGACAUCCUGGAGCUGCCCUAUCAUGGGGAGACCCUCAGCAUGUUCAUCGCUGCUCCAUACAGAAAAGAGGUGCCUCUGUCUGCCAUCACCAACAUUUUGGACGCCGAGCUCAUCAGCCAGUGGAAAGGCAACAUGACCCGCCAGACCCGCCUGCUGGUCCUGCCCAAGUUCUCCCUGGAGUCGGAAGUGGACCUCAGGAAGCCCCUGGAGAACCUGGGGAUGACCAACAUGUUCAGGCCAGACCAGGCAGACUUCACUAGGCUUUCAGAUCAAGAGCUUCUGUACGUAUCACAGGCACUGCAAAAAGUAAAGAUCGAAGUGAACGAGAAUGGCUCAGUGGCAUCCUCCUCCACAGCUGUUGUGAUCUCAGCCCGCAUGGCCCCUGAGGAGAUCAUCCUGGACAGACCCUUCCUCUUCGUGGUCCGCCACAAUCCCACAGGGACUGUCAUCUUCAUGGGCCAAGUGAUGGAGCCCUGACCAUGGGAACAGAAGUCUGCGCCUGGGACAAAACUGGAGAUGUAUCAGAGAAAGGAAAUUGUGCUGUAAUGAUUCUUUGCAGAGAAAGAGAGGACAUUUUCCCUUUCCCUUCCAUUGUAAAUCUUUCCAGUUGGCCUCCUCGACCUCAGCCUCUGUGGGAGAAGCGUGAAGUCUGACUCUAGCUGGGGACCACCCCUCCCAGGCCCUUGGAACAUAGGAACUGCAGAACAGCUGGCCAGAUGUGUCUGCCCAUUUCUCUGCGCAUUGAGUCUUCAGAUCUGGUUGUCCUGGAGGCCCUGUCAUAUGGGAACCACGAGGCUUACUAGAGCUUGUAUGUGCUUGGUAGGAGUGAUCUGCAUUCCAGUCAUGUUGCUGUCAUCCCUGCCCUGUCUGCCACGACCGUGGCGGCUGGCAACAGGUCAAAGAAGGCCGAUGGAGGAAGCACUCCCAUCUCAGCGUCUACUCAGCACUGAUUCCCGCCCCCCAAGGGCUGCAGACUGGCAAAGCACAUGCCAAGCCUCCCUCCCCCGAAACUGUGCACAUAUCAUUCCGGAGUGUAGGUGAUUGUUUACUCAUAGAAGCAGGUUUUUGCUUCCCACAAACUUUAUUUUUGCAGGAAUAGAAGAAAGAUCAGAUGUCUGGCUCUUCACCCGUACCCUAGCCUCCUGGUGGGGAGGGUGGGAUGCCAGGGGUGUGCUUGAAUAUUUAUCACAUCCUUGCCUUUGUGUGCUUGUUAGAAAGGAAGAUCAUUAUUAAGGAAAAAGUGUUAUUUAAGCUUGUGUGUAGUGUUCUUUUGUGGUUUGUGCCAUCGCAUCUCAAGAGUCCAGCGUUGCAGCCUGUCCCUCCGGGUGCAGACGUGACGGGCACCACACCGCCACCUUGUGGCCGCCUGGGCCCCACGCCUCCUCUUCCUUCUUUCCAUUUGGCCAAGGGCUCCUGCCAAGGUGAUCCAACCAUAGCCCACGUUAAGGACCAAAAGGAUGGGGUGGGUGACAUGACAGAGACUGGAGCGAGGACAAAGUGGUUUCAAACAUUUCUAAUAUAUUUAGAGCAGAAAUGCAAGGGGCUGCAUGACCUACCAGGACAGAACUUUCCCCAAUUACAGGGUGACUCACAGCCGCAGUGGUGACUCACUCCAAUGUGUCAUUUCCGGCUGCUGUGUGGGAGCGGUGGACACGUGAGGGGGGGUGAAGGAGACAGCCAGCUCGGACUCAAGCACCUUGUUAGAUAAUCUUCUUGAAGCCCUACUAGCUGGGGGUAGGCAGGAAGGCCAAUUUAUUGAAGAGCUGCACGUGGAUAUAAAAUGAACAUAAUGUAAUAGAAGCCUCCUCAUCCACCAUGUUCUCCACUAAAAAAUCCUCAUGCUUUGUGCUUUUGUUAGUUUGUUUGUUCAUCUGACUUUUUCUUUUCUCAUGAUGCACUGGACAAUGACAGCCACCCGCAGCCCUUGUAGGGUUCCCUAAACAUAGGGUCAAGCAUUCUUGAAAUUGUGUUCAACUAUUUACAUUUUCACUUUAUAAAUAAAAAUGCAUUUGAAAGUAACAAUAAAAUAAAUAUAAAGCAUAU